This is a messenger RNA of Cantharellus anzutake, 246 nucleotides long. RefSeq lists its product as uncharacterized. The record is from RefSeq and is a predicted model, not a curated record. NCBI's taxonomy places the organism in Eukaryota, Fungi, Basidiomycota, Agaricomycetes, Cantharellales, Hydnaceae. The annotation marks the transcript as partial. The transcript has a single exon.
UUGCCCUUGCUCCUGAAUAUGCCAGUGAUGGUAUGCGAAAACUUUGAUGUCUCAAAUGGCAUUGUAAAUGGAAGUGAUGGUGUGGUGGAAUCCGUCUGUUACAUUACUGAUGAUAUGGGAAGACGCUCUGCAACCAGCUGUGUAGUUACUAUUCCAGACUCCAGCGAUGUUCCUUUCACAAAUUUACCUCCACAUCAAAGUGUCAUCCUUCCCAAAUCCAUUCCAAUCAAAAUCAAACACCACUUU